UAAAAACGUGUUUUAUGUUUAGGUGUGAUAAUAAAAAAUAGUUUUGGAAAAAGUAAAGGAUCGAACGACGCAUAAGCAGAUAGACGGCAGAGAUUGGAAAGGCAAGUCAUAUUUUAACGAUGUUGCAGACAUUUGUAACCCUACUCGUACUUUCUGUCGUAUCUGCGAAGAAGCCACCAAAUAUUUUAAUCAUUAUUGCCGAUGAUUUGGGAUAUGGUGACGUGGGUUGUUUCGGAAACAAAACUAUACCGACCCCAAGUAUUGAUAAACUAGCUAGCCAAGGAGCCAGAUUAACUCACCAUCUUGCAGCUUCGUCUUUGUGUACCCCUAGUCGAUCUGCGAUGUUGACGGGACGAUAUCCUUCUCGAACAGGAAUGGUACCAACUCCACCAUCAAGAGCUGGAAUAAUUUUAUUUCUUGCAUGUUCAUCAGGAUUGCCACAAAGCGAAGUUACAAUUGCAAAACAGGCCAAGUCAAAAGGAUAUAGAACUGGAUUAAUAGGAAAAUGGCAUCUUGGACUUAGUGAAUCAAAAUAUAACGACAAUAUAUUCCAUCCUAAUAACCAUGGAUUUGAUUAUUAUUAUGGACAUCCUCUAACAAACGUUCAAGACUGGUACAAUGAUGGAUCAAGCAUUCUCUAUCACCAAAUUCCAAGGAUAGGCUGGUAUGCAUUAACAAGUGUUAUUGCGACUAUGCUGACUAUGUAUUUUCUUUACAAGAGAGAAUACAUUGGACUUAAAAUAGUUAUAUUUGUACUUUUGUUGUUGAUUGUUUUAUGGUCAUAUUUUUUCUUUGCAUUUCUAAAUAUGAUCCUGCUCAACUCGUUGCUGUAUCGUAAUUUAGAUAUCGUUGAACAACCAAUAAAUUUAGAAACGUUGUCUGAACGUUAUACAAAGGAAAGCAUUGAGUUCUUGGAAAACAGCACGGACAAUAAUGCACCAUUUUUACUGGUAGUUAGCUGGAACCAUGUUCAUACUGCACUGAUUACAUCAAAAAGAUUUCGCGGGAAAUCCAAACAUGGUCGCUAUGGAGACGCAGUUGAAGAACUGGAUUACGGAACAGGGCAAAUUAUAUCUAAACUCGACGAACUUGGCCUAACCGAUGAUACUCUAGUGUAUUUUACAUCAGAUAAUGGCGCUCAUCUAGAGGAAAGAGGAAUGCAUGGUGAAGUCGACGGAGGAAUCAAUUCACCCUUUAAAGGUGGCAAGGGACACCCUUCUGUAGAUGGUGGAAUAAGGGUCCCAUCCAUAGUCCGUUUUCCAAACCAAAUACAAAAGAACAUUGAUAUUAACGAACCAACAACUCAGAUGGAUAUGUUCACUACAUUGAGCUAUUUGAUAGGGGCAGACAUACCAAAGGAUAGACAUAUUGAUGGAAAAGAUAUCAUGCCUCUAAUGAAACAGAAAGAAAACAUUACUCCUACACCGUUUCUGUAUCAUUAUUGUAACAAUGAAAUCCAUGCAAUGAGAUACAGGCCGCCAGAAGGAAAUAAAGUUUGGAAGCUCGUUUUUAAAGAACCAAAUUAUAUGCCAGGACAAGACAAAUGUGAUGGUUUAGCGUGUCUGUGCAGAAACGCUUUAAUUUUAAAUCCUCCUGUGUUUUAUGAAUUGACUUCAGAUCUAGGAGAACGAAAACCUAUACCAUCUGAUUCUAGUGAAAAAUAUAGAAAUCUUAGAGAUAUCAUGAUAAAACAGUUAGAUGAGCAUGUGACAUCUGUUGGUACUAUAAAUUCUCAGUUGACAUUUACUAAACUUCUGUGGAAUCCGUUUUUACAACCUUGCUGUAAUUUCCCUACAUGUAAAUGUACUGAUCCUAAAUAUACAAGUCAAAUGAUGCAGACAUGGCUUGUUAUUCUAUGUAUAUCUAUGGUCAUAGCGAAGUCACCUAACAUUCUUAUCAUAAUUGUCGACGAUCUGGGUUAUGGAGAUGUCGGUUGCUUCGGAAAUCAAACGAUUCGGACUCCAAGUAUUGACAAACUAGCUACUCAGGGAGUAAGACUGACGCAUCACCUUACAUCGUCUGCUCUUUGUACUCCUAGCAGAUCUUCACUACUCACAGGGCGGUAUCCCUCUCGCACAGGAAUGGUACCUACUCCGCCGUCGAGAUUUGGUGUUAUUUUGUUUCUGGCAAGUUCAGCAGGAUUACCACAAAGUGAGAUUACCAUAGCAGAACAAGCUAAAUCAAAAGGAUAUAGAACUGGACUGAUAGGAAAAUGGCACCUUGGAUGGAGCGAGUCAAAAUACAACGAUAGUGCAUUCCACCCUCUCAACCAUGGAUUUGAUUACUACUACGGUCAUCCUCUGACCAAUAUGCAAGACUGGUAUGAUGAUGGCUCAAGUGUUCUUUAUUCCCAAAACCCAAUGAUACAUUGGCAAGCAUUAGCAAGUAUCAUUGCAAUCAUGCUUCCAAUGUAUUUUCUUUACCGGAAGAAAUAUAUAGGAGCAGUUAUUUUAUCUCUUAUAUUGUUUCUAAUUUGCUUUGUAUGGGGAUACGUUUUCUUUGCUUUUCAUAAUGUAACGCUUUUCAACUCAUUACUAUAUCGCAAUUUUGAUUUAGUAGAGCAACCAAUAAAUUUAGAGACAUUGUCUGAGAGAUAUACUAAGGAAAGUAUAGAAUUUCUGGAAAAUAGUAGGAAGGAAAAUGCACCAUUUCUAUUGGUGGUUAGUUGGAGUCAUGUGCAUACAGCACUCAUCACUUCGAAACAGUUUCGAGGGAAAUCCAAACAUGGUCGGUAUGGAGACGCCGUCGAAGAAAUGGAUUAUGGGACAGGGCAGAUAUUAUCGAGUCUCUCCGAACUUGGACUAGCAGAUGACACUCUUGUUUAUUUUACAUCUGAUAAUGGUGCUCAUUUAGAAGAAAGAGGACUGCACGGUGAGGUAGACGGAGGUGUCAAUACACCCUUUAAAGGUGGUAAAGCUCAAACUUCAGUAGACGGCGGGAUAAGAGUUCCAUCAAUAGUACGUUUUCCAAAUCAAAUCAAAGAGAACAUCGAAAUAAGUGAACCAACCACUCAGAUGGAUAUGUUCACAACAAUCAGCAAUUUAAUAGGAGCAGAUAUACCAAAAGAUAGACAUAUUGAUGGAAAAGAUAUCAUGCCUCUAAUGAAACAGGAAGAAAACAUCACUCCUAAUCCGUUUCUGUAUCAUUAUUGUAACAAUGAAAUUCAUGCUAUGAGAUACAGACCAACAGAAGGUAAUCAGAUAUGGAAGCUGGUAUUCAAAGAACCAAACUACAUGCCAGGUGAAACGAAAUGUGCUGGACUAGUGUGCGCUUGUAAAAAUGCUAUAUUACUGGAUCCCCCAGUGUUUUAUGAAAUGACUUCAGAUCUAGGGGAACAAAAACCUAUACCAUCUGAUUCUAGUGAAAAAUAUAGAAAUCUUCGAGACAUAAUGUUGAAAGAACUAGAUGAACAUGUGACAUCUGUUGGUACUAUAAACUCACAAUUAACAAUAAGUAAACUUCUGUGGAAUCCGUUGUUACAACCUUGCUGUAAUUUUCCUUCUUGUAAAUGUACUGAUCCUAAAUACAGCUAAAGUUCCAUUCUCACAAAUAAAAUGUUAGACGUUUUUAUACACGCAUUGCUUUAAACUGUUUGGACUUAACUGUACACGUUAAACGUAAAUCCAGAAAAAAGGUUUCGGACGCACGUGAAUAAGUUUUUAUUUUAUCCUCGAAUAACGAGAUCUUAACUUUUCUAAACAUGUCUGUAAAGAAAUGUCAUCAUAACUAUUUGAUUUUGUUUCUAUUCAUGUUUCGUGUAACAUCUUUUCCCAUUUUUUAUUACUCGAAAUGCUAUAAAAAAUACUCAUGUGUGUGUACAAAUCUAGAUAGUAUGCAUUGUGUUUUAAAUUAGUUAUAAUUAAAUGUAAAACUUACAA
Mytilus trossulus (common blue mussel) is the source of this 3878-nucleotide messenger RNA. RefSeq lists its product as uncharacterized. Bases 120 to 3533 code for a protein of 1137 amino acids. Lineage: Eukaryota; Metazoa; Mollusca; Bivalvia; Mytilida; Mytilidae. The transcript has 12 exons. Gene Ontology annotation, molecular function: arylsulfatase activity. The record is from RefSeq and is a predicted model, not a curated record.